CCAUGCUCGCCCUCAGGACUGCGCUGGGCGUGACUGACACCACGUGGGAUACCACAGUGCCGUGCAAGAUCGCGGGGCAGAGCACCACUUUCACAAACUGGGAUGGUGUGCUCUGUGACAGCACUGGGAGUGUCGUCAGCCUAGGCUUAUUAAACUCAAACCUCAAGGGCUUACUUCCAUCGGAAAUCUCCACGCUCACAGCUCUCACCUUCCUCUCUCUGCAGGGCAAUCUCCUCAACUACCGCCUUGAUACCUUCGCCUCAUACCUUCAAUCCUUGACAACGCUCGCCGACAUCCGCCUGCACUACAACUACUUGUUCGGGGAGAUCCCCUCGUAUCUCGUCGGCCUCCCCAAACUCACGCAGUUUGGCGCUGCCGCCAACUACCUCAUCGGCACCGUGCCUGCACUCGCCUCCGGUCUGCGCACGCUGGACCUGCGGUUCAACUUCCUCACGGACCUGCCAGCAGUGACCUACACGUGGUGCGGCGGCAACAACAACUGCCUCACCACGCCCUCCAAGUGCGCCUCUGUGGGCUCGGCUCAGCGGCCUGUGACUGACUGUGCCUUCUGCAACACCACCAAGGGCGUGGGGCCCUUCUGUGUGGGGCCGGGAGGAGUGUGCACGCUUGAGGGGAAUGCGGCUGUGGCUGCGGGCAUCCUGAACUCGUUCACUCAGCCCGUGAUCCCCCUCGCGUGCAUGGUGCCGCCAGUGCCCCUCAAAGACACCUCAGCCAUGCUGGCCCUCAAGUCUUCGCUCGGCGUCACCUUCACCACGUGGGAUGCCACCGUGCAGUGCAAGCUCGCAGGGUUUGCCACCACGGCCACAGUCUGGAGCGGCGUGCUGUGUGACGGCAAUGGCAGUGUCGUGAGCAUAGCUCUGAACAACGCUAAGCUCAAGGGUUCACUUGCAACGGAUAUCUCCACGCUCACAACUCUCACCUACCUCAACCUGCAGGGCAAUCUCUUCAACUACCGCCUUGACUCCUUCGCCACUUUUCUUCGCCUCUUGCCAGUGCUGGCCGACAUCCGCCUGCAUUACAACUAUUUCAUUGGAGACAUCCCCUCGUUUCUCGUGAACCUCCCAAAGCUGACUCAGUUUGGUGCAAUGUACAACUACCUGACUGGCUCUGUACCCGCACUCGCCUCAGGGCUGCGCUCUAUAGAAGUGCGAAGCAACUUCCUCACAGACGUGCCCACAGCCAACUACACAUACUGCGGCGGCGCGGGCAACUGUCUGCUCACGCCCUCCAAGUGCGCCAGUGGCGCCGCUGGCUCCACCCAGCGUUCCGCCGCGGAUUGUGCCUUCUGCGGCACCAGCAACGGCGUGGGCCCCUUCUGCUGGAGUGCGGGGGGAGUGUGCACGCCGGAUGUGGCAGCAUCCGUGGCUGCAGGCGUGGUGAACCUGCCUACGGAGCCCACGCGGCCCAUGUCGUGUGUGGGCAGCCCCGUGGUGCCCAUCAAAGAAAUCGGAGUGAUGCUGGCGCUCAAGUCAUCGCUGGGCAUGUCGUCCAGCACGUGGGGGGCGUAUGUGCCGUGCACCAUCAAGGGCACCACUGCACCCGUGCCCACGUGGGCCGGCGUGCUCUGCGACGCUGACGGCAACGUCCUGAAAAUAGAGUUGUUUAACACGGGGCUGACGGGAGACAUCGCUGCCGACAUCUCCAAGCUCACUGCCCUCUCCUUCCUGUCGCUCUACAAGCAGCUCUUCCAGGCGCCCCUAGCCGGCUUCACCUCCAACCUUUACGGGCUCAGCAAUCUCAAGGAGCUCUACCUGCAGUACAACUGGCUCUACGGCACUGUGCCCACUGCGAUCGUCAACAUGCCCUCGCUCACCUCGCUUGGGCUGGGCUACAACUACCUCACGGGCAGCUUCCCAGCAGGGACUAGUGUGAGGGCUCUGGACCUGCGGGCCAACUUCUUCUACACCAUGGGAAGCAUGAGCCUCAUCUGGUGCGACGGCCACACCAACUGCUUCACCAACCCCUCUGUCUGCGGCAUGGCUGGCACCGUGCAGCGCCCCGCAGCACAGUGCGCCAUCUGCGGCACCACCAACGCGCAGCCGCCCUUCUGUGGCGGCGUCAGCAUCUGCGCACCCGACUCUAUUGCCGCCGCUGCGGCGGGCACGCCCAAUAUUAUCGGCUCGCCCACGCUACCCAUGGUGUGCAGUGGCGUGCCCAUCGAUGCUGCUGACGCGGUGGUGCUGCUGGCGCUCAAGUCGUCGCUGGGCGUGACGCUGAGCAACUGGAACACGGGCUCGCUGUGUGCGCAGGACGGCCAGCCGCUGCUGACCGCACAGUGGGGCGGCGUGCGCUGCACCGCUGCCGGCAAAGUCACGAGCAUUGCACUCACACGGCAGAAGCUGCAGGGCUCCAUUCAUCCCGACAUCUCCAAGCUCACCACGCUCACAUACCUUGACUUCGGCUACAAUCUCUUCCAGGGCCGUCUGGAUCUCUUUGCUGCGCCUCUCAAGCCCCUCACCACCCUCAAGGCGCUCUUCUUCCAUUACAACUAUUUCGCUGGCUCCAUUCCUUCCGCCUUCGCCACACUGCCUGCACUCACUUCACUCGGCCUCUUCUCCAACUACCUCACGGGCACAAUGCCCAUCCCCACCAAGACCCUGCUCGCGCUGGACGUGGGCUUUAACUUCCUCUCGGGCACCUUCCCGAAGCUGCCGCUCAUGUUCUGUGCGGGCGACAACAACUGCUUCCUCAAUUCCACCGCCUGCCGCACCUACGGCAUCGUGCAGCGCCCUGCCGGCGCCUGCGCCAUCUGCGGCACCGCUGCCGGCCAGGGCGACCUCUGCUUCGGCGGUUCCUGUGCUCCCAGCGCUGCUGCUGCUGUCAGCGCUGGCACUGUCAACUCGCCUAACCAGCCUAUUCUGCCCAUGGCAUGCGCAGACAAUCCUGCCGCACCAAUGGAUACGGGCUCAGCGCUUGCACUGCUGAACGUGAAGUCAGCGCUGGGAGUGACGUUCACCAGCUGGCUGGCUGCAUCGCCCUGCGCCAUUGCCAACGCCUCGAUAACCAUCGGAGGCACCUGGACCGGCGUGCUCUGCUCCUCUGCUGGCGCCGUCCUCAGCGUCAACCUCUCCUCCUCCGCCCUGGCUGGCAGCAUGCACUCGGACAUCUCCAAGCUCACCGCCCUCACCUACCUUGACCUCUCCAACAACUUCCUGCUAAGCGGCCUUGCGAGCUUUGCCUCCUCCUUCUCGGGCCUCAAGUCGCUUCAGCAGCUGUCAGUGCCUCUUCUCUACCCUCACCACUCUCGAACAUCCAUCUUGAAUCCGUGGUGCUCUCACGUUGCUCUUACGGUGCUCUCUCUCAUGUUGCUCUCGCUCAUGUUGCUCUCGUUUGUGUUGCUCUCACUCGUUGUGCAUUCAUCUCUGCCUCUUGCUUUGCUCUGUUCUCCCUCUCUCCUCUCCCCCCAGGCGCCUCAACAACAACUGGUUCUCGGGCUCCCUGCCUCAGACCCUCAUGUCUCUUCCCGCCCUCACGCUUCUGUAAGGGUCCAAAACACAUGCACACGUGACCAUCCUGUUUCCGCAUGGAUGCCCCUCUCCACCAGCCAUUGCAUUCACCUGUCCCCUGCCUCUGAACCCCCCCUCCCCUUCACCAUGCAUGUUCUUCACCUGUCCAUUGCUUGCUUCUUCUCUCCUCCCUCCCCCUCUUCAAACCCCUCCCCCCUCCAUCCGCAUCCACCCAAUCCCCCCUCCACUGGCACAACAGGGAUCGCCGCCGCGUGUGGCGCCAGCAGCACCACUCAGAGGGCUGCUGCUGCGUGUGACAUCUGCAACAGUGCAGCGGCGCAGGGGCUGCUGUGCUGGGGCGGCAUGUGCCUGCCCGAUGUCACCGCCACCACGGCCCACCCUGACGGGCUGGCCCCGCCUACCAUGUCUUGCUCUGGGGCUCCGGUGAUCAACAUAAACUCUGUCGAUGCUGCUGCGCUGGCGGCGCUGAAGAGUGCGAUGGGGGUGACGUUCACAACGUGGGUGGAAGCCACCUACUGCACCGUGGCGCCCACCGCCAUCAUUCCCGGCACGUGGAACGGCGUGCUCUGCAACUCGGGCGGCAGAGUCGUCAGCCUCACGAUUGGCUACAACUAUCUGACGGGAGCGCUGCCGAACGUGACAUCGCCGCUGGCAGUGGUGGACGGCCGGCUGUGCAGCGGCGGGCUGUGCACCGUCAACGCCACGGACCUGGUGGCACUCGGUGCUCCCAACAGCGCCGCGUCGCCCACACUUCCUCUCAUCUGCGUGGGCGCGGCGUUUGUGGCGAUGGACUCGGUGCAAGCGGGCGCCAUGCUGAACCUCAAGGCGUCGCUGGGCGUCACUUUCACCGACUGGAAGGCCGACUCGCCCUGCUCCCUGCCUGGUGCCGUUGCUGCUGGGUCGUGGAGUGGGGUUACCUGUGACGCCACCGGCAAAGUGCUGGGCAUAGUGCUGAGUUCCCAGAAGCUGGCGGGCAGCAUCCACUCCGACAUCUCCAAGCUUUCCAUGCUCACCUCACUGGACCUGCAGUCCAACCUGCUGCAGGGGCGCCUGGACUCCUUCACUGCCAGCAUCAAGACACCCCUCGUGCUCAAGGAGCUCGCUCUGCAGUUCAACUACCUCAUCGGUCCAUUCCCCUCCGCGCUACUCGCCCUCUCCACUCUCUCAAAACUCUCCGUGGCCUACAACUACCUCACGGGUCCCUUCCCCACCGUGCCAGCAUCCGCCAAGUCGCUGGACGUGCAGGGAAACUUCCUGUCGGGUUCCUUCCCCACCAACGCGCUCACCUACUGCGCCGCCACCACCAACUGCCUCACCGACGCCAACAACUGCGCCUCCCUCGGCAUCACGCAGCGCACCGCUGCAGACUGUGCCAUCUGCGGCACCCCCUUUGGCCAGGGCACGCUGUGCGGCGGCGUCACCUGCCUUGUCAACACCACCGACAUUACGGCACCUCCCACUGCGUCGUCUCCCGCUCGCAAUCUCUACUGCACGCCAGUUGCUUUGGACACCAACACCACCACAACGCUGCUGGCGCUGAAGACGGUGCUGGGAGUGACGGCCACGGACUGGAGUGCAACGACGGUGGUGCUGCAGCCCAAGGCGCUGAAGAGCAGCAGCGUGCCCCUCGCCACCACUGUGGGCGCCUGCACCGUCGAGGGGCAGACCCCUGCUCCCGGCUCCUGGACCGGCGUCUUCUGUAACACCGCCGGCGCCGUUGUUGCCCUGGUGCUGCCCAACCAGAAGCUGACUGGAAGCCUGUCGGCGGACGUCAGCAAGCUCACAGCUCUCACCGCUCUCUCCGCAAUGGCUGCCUUGCCGUUGUGCGGCGGCGGCCUCUGCACGCCCAACUCUGCUGCGCCCGCCGCUGCCGGCACGCCCAACACGGAUGGGCAGCCGCUGCUGACGAUGUACUGCCAGGGCGGCCCCAUGGAUGCGAGCAUGCUGGGCGCCAUGCUCAACCUCAAGGCGUCGCUGGGCGUCACUCUCACCAGCUGGGCUAACACGGCGCCGUGCAACAUUGCAGGGCAGAUGGCCGUGGUGGGGGCGUGGGCGAAAGUGUAUUGUGAUACGGCGGGCAAGGUCAUAAGCAUCGACCUCACGGAGCAGCUGUUGAAGGGCAGCAUGCAUGCUGACAUCACCAAGCUCACCACUCUCACCUCGCUCGUGCUGGACAGCAACAUGCUGCAGGGCCGCCUGGCCUAUUUCACCUCGGGCUUCAAGGGGCUCUCAGCGCUCAAGAUAUUCUCGGCACGUUUGAACUUCUUCGCGGGCCCGCUGCCCACCGCGCUGCUCAAUCUCCCCACACUCACCAGCCUCGACGUGAGGUACAACUACCUCACAGGCACCGUGCCCACCGCCAUAGGCACGGCACUCAAGACCCUGUCCAUUGCAGGCAACUUCCUGGUAGGCACCAUCGGCACAUUCCCCGGCGUCACGUGCUCGGCGGCUGUCAACUGCCUCACCUCCCAAGGCGGGUGCACCUCCGGUGGCACUUUCAACCGUGCCGGCUGUAACAUCUGCGGCAGCGCCGAUGGCCAGGGCACUCUCUGCGGCGGCGGGCUGUGCGUGCCGAACGCCACAGCGGCAGUGGCAGCCAAUCAGACCCCCACGCUGUCCACGCCCGUCAUGCCCAUGUACUGCACCGGCGUCAUCAUUGAUGCCGCAUCAGCCGCGGUGCUGAGCAACAUAAAGGCAGCGCUGGGAGUGACCUUCACGGACUGGACGCCCCCCGCCGCGCUGCUCAAGCCCAAGGCGGCAGGAAGCAGUGGCAGUGGCAGUGUGGCGCUGACGGACUGGCUGGUCACGGGUGGCUACUGCACCGCGGACGGGCAGACUCCCAUUCCCGGCACGUGGUCUGGCGUGUUCUGCAACUCCCUCGGCCAGCCCGUCAGCCUGAAGCUGGACAAUCAGAAGCUCACCGGAUCGCUCCCUUCUGACAUCAGCAAGCUCUCCACGCUCACCAUGCUGGAUGUGAGCUCCAACUUCUUCCGAGCACUCAUCGACUCUUGGGCCUCGCCGAUUAAGUCGCUCACCAACCUGCUCUCGCUCCGCCUCAACAACAACUAUCUCUACGGCUCCGUGCCCCUCUGGCUCGUCUCCUUCUCCAAGCUCACCAACCUCGAGCUGAGCAUGAACGCGCUCACCGGCACGUUCCCGUCACCCAUCUCCACCGCACUGAAGCGUCUCAUGGUGGACCAGAACUUCAUGGCAGGAACCUUCCCGGCCAACAGCGCCACGUACUGCACGGCCUACUACAACUGCAUCACCACCUACACCACCUGCCCCGCAGUCUACCCGAACCUACCGAUUCCCAGCUUCGGCUGCCAGAUCUGCGGCAUGACGGACGCCCUGGGCACGGCGUGCAUGGGCAACCCGUGUGUUCCCAUCACGCCCACGCCCAUCACGGCGGUCAACAAGUGGAACCCCGUGCCUGUCAUGCGCUGCGACCCCGUGCCCAUCCAAGCCGCUCAAGCGUCGGCGCUGCAGGCGAUGGUACCGGGGCUGUGGACGCAGCCGACGUGCACCAUAGCAGGGCAGGCAUACAUCAGCGGCACACUGCCCCGGAUCUUCUGCAACCCCUCCGGCAUGGUCCUCGACAUAGUUCUCAACGGUGUCAGGGCAUCGGGUUUCUUCCCUACUGACGUCGUGAAGCUCUCCAUGCUCUCCAGACUGGACCUGUCGGUCAACCUCUUCUCCAACCGCCUCGACACCUUCCUCGCGCCCUUCAUUCCCCUCAAGUCCCUCGUCUCCCUCCGUCUCCACCAGAACUACUUCUCGGGCUCCUUCCCAGCCAACAUCUCCGCCCUCACUGCCCUCACAGAACUGCGCCUGAACCUGAACUACCUGACGGGCAGCAUGCCGGCAGCGCUGCCAGCGACCCUAAAGGCAAUCGACCUGUCAAACAACUACCUGGUGGGCACCUUCCCCACCACCACCGCCACCUCCGUCGCCUGCGCCAGCAACUGCCUGCAGGACGCCUCCAAGUGCCUCGCCGCCUCCACCCAGCGCGCUGCAGGUGGCUGUGCCAUCUGUGAGACUCCCGACGCCACGGGCAGGAUGUGCGGCGGCGGCACUUGCACGCCCAACGCCACGGCACUCAUUGCGGCCAACACCGUCAACGCGGACACAGCGUCGCUCUACUGCCUCGGCGCCACCAUGGAUCCCGUCAUGGCGGCGGCGCUGCUGAACAUGAGGGCUGGAGCGAGCUACAACUACCUGUACGGGUCCAUGCCCACUCCAGGCGCGGCACUCAAGGCCAUUGCCCUAGAUGGCAACUGGCUGUCGGGCACCUUCCCCGGCGCCGGCUUCUCCUCCUGCUCCGCCACCGCCAACUGCCUCGCCAGCAUCGGCGCCUGCACCACACUCGGCACCGUGCAGCGCGAUGCGACUGCCUGUCCUGUCUGCGACACGCUGGACGGCUCGGGCACCGUGUGUGGCGGCGGCACCUGUGCGCCCGACACAACUGGGCCUCUCGCCAGCAGCACUCCCAACAGCGCCACGGCAGCAGUGCUGCCGCGCUUCUGCGUGGGCGUGCCACUGGAUGCAACUCAGGGCAACAUCCUGUUAGCUCUCAAGACCACGCUGGGAGUCACCUUCUCUGACUGGACCGCCGCCACGCUCGCCGCCCCCAAGGCCACCUCGCCCAAGCCCAAGGCCGGGAAGCGGCGCGAGCUGCAAGGAAGGGGGUCAGGGCUGCUGUACGACUGGAAGGCGGUGGGGUCGUGCACCAUCGAUGGCCAGACGCCCAUCGCUGGGUCAUGGACCGGCGUGCGCUGCUCUCCGCUUGGCCAGAUCGUCGGCCUGGACCUGAGGAGCCAGCUGUUGAGUGGCACAGUGCACUCCGACAUCAGCAAGCUCUCCACCCUCACCUCGCUGCGGCUGUCAUCUAACCUCUUCUUCAAUCGCCUUGACUCCUACAUCGUGCCCAUCACCUUCAUCAACUUCAACUGGUUCUACGGCACUGUCCCCACCACGAUCGUCAACAUGCUGGCCCUCACCUUCCUCGUGCUGAGCAACAACUACCUCACGGGCACGCUGCCCAAGCCAGCAGCCACACUCAAGGGUCUCGACACGGAGUACAACUUCCUCUCUGGCACCUUCCCCGCCGCCUCGCUUGCCUUCUGCUCCGCCCGGGCCAACUGCUUCCUCGAUGCAUCGGCCUGUGUGAACAUCGAUGGCACCGCGCAGAGGGGCGCGGGCUGCAACGUGUGUGCGUCGCCCAAAGGGCAGCUGCCGCUGUGUGGCGGGGCGGUGUGCACUCCUGAUCCCUCGGCGUAUUUGGCAUCUAAAGUGCCAAACAGCGCCACCGCGCCCACCCUCGCCCUCAAGUGCCCUGCUUUCCCCCUCGACGCUGCCACCUCGUCGGCGCUGGUGAACAUCGGGGCGGCGCUGGGAGUGACGCACUCGGACUGGAGCACCAACAGCGUGUGCAACAUCCUCGGGCAGAACAUCGCCCCCAAGACCUGGCCGGGCGUCUGGUGCAGCGGCAGCGGUGCCGUCAUUUCCCUCAUUCUAAACAACCUGAACCUGCGGGGCACCAUCCAUGCGGACAUGACCAAACUCACCGGACUCACCUACAUGCAUCUGGGCUACAACCUGCUGUACGGUCGUCUCUCCACCUUCAUCUCCAACAUCACGCCGCUCACCGCCAUCGCCACCCUCAACCUCAACUUCAACUACCUCUAUGACAGCAUACCCUCCACGCUCUUCAACAUGGCAUCACUCACAACGCUGCGUCUGAGUGCCAACUACCUGACGGGCACGCUGCCAGCUGUGCCUGCCAAGCUCACCUACCUGGCCGUCAACCACAACUUCCUCGCCGGCGCCUUCCCCUCUCAAAACUUCCAGUUCUGCGACAUCCGAAACAACUGCUUCUCUGGCCUCGGCACCUGCUACAACGCCUACGGCGUUGCUCAGCGCACCUCCGGCUGCAACAUCUGCGGCACCGGCAACGCCGCCCCGCCCCUGUGCGGCGGCACUGUCUGCAUUCUCAACGCCACGGACGCUCUGGCGGCCGGCACUGUGAACGGCCUUGGGUCCAUUCCACCGCCCAUGUACUGCGCCCCUGUCACCAUUGACCCCACUGCUGCGCAAGUGCUGCUGGUGCUGAGGGCGGCGCUGGGAGUGACGCAGAGCACGUGGCUGGUGGACUCGCCGUGCGACGUGGCGGGCAACCCGCCCAUGGCCACCAGCUGGGCGGGCGUCGGCUGUGAUGUCACCGGCCAAGUCGUGCAGCUGGAGCUGCCCGGCAACCUGCUACGGGGGAAUCUGCCUUCUGACGUGUCCAAGCUCACUGGCCUCACUCGCGUCAACAUGGCACUGAACCUGCUGGAGGCUCGCCUCAUCGAGUGGGCCUCGCCUCUCUCCUCACUCAAGUCGCUCCGCCACCUCGCUCUCAACUACAACUGGUUCUCCGGCCCUCUGCCAUCCUAUCUGCUCACUCUCUCCUCCCUCACAACGCUCGUCGGCACCUCCAUUCAGCGCGCUGCUGCCGACUGUGCCAUCUGCGGUGCUGCGAAUGCGUCCACGGUGCUGUGUGGUGGGGGAGUGUGUGCGCCCAACACCGCGACACAGCUCGCCACCAAGACGCCUAACGGCCCCUCCCUGCUCGUGCUGCCACUCGUCUGCACUGGCGUCCUGCCUAUCCUGGCGAACAUGAAGACGGCACUGGGAGUGCCACACCAGGAGUGGGGAGUUGGGACGCUGUGCACGGUGACCAACCAGUUGAAGGGCCCCAACGACAUGUGGGGGGUGUACUGCAACGCACAGGGCACCGUCGUGGACUUCUACCUCAAGCAGCGCUUCAUGCGUGGCGUCAUGCACCCCGACAUCUCCAAGUUCACCGCUCUCACCGCCCUCGACCUGUCGAGCAACUUCCUGUCGGGCCCCUUGGACCCGUUCAUCUCGCCGCUCACCGGCCUCACCGCCCUCAAAUACCUGGUGAUGAGUUACAACUUUUUCUCGGGCUCCAUCCCCUCCACCAUCUCAGCCAUCAAGAGCCUCUACAUGCUGAGCCUGGGGUGGAACUACCUCACAGGCACGGUCCCGGUGCCAGGCACAGCACUGCAGGUGCUGGAUCUGGAGAACAACUGGCUGAACGGCAAGUUCCCCUCCACCGCCAACUGGUACUUCUGCACGGCGCGCGCCAACUGCUUCAACGACCCCACGCCCUGCAAGAACAACAACAACCAGGGCAUCACGCAGCGGCCCUCGUGCGCUAUUUGCAACAGCGCGGAUGCCACAGGCACCCUGUGUGGCGGCACAGUUGCCUGCCAGCCUGACCCGGCUGCCGUGAAGGCUGUUACGGCCGUUCCAACGACCUCCACCCCCGUGCUCGCCCUCACCUGCCCACCUGUUCCGCCUGUCACCACCGACGCCACUGCAGCAUCGGCGCUGAUGAACAUCAAGACGGCGCUGGGAGUGACGUACACCAACUGGGCGGCCUCCUCCACCUGCAAUGCUGUCGGCAGCUCCGGCGGUGGUGGCUUCUCCGGCGUUGAGUGCAACAGUGCGGGCCAGCCCGUCAAGAUGUGA
Closterium sp. Yama58-4 is the source of this 11024-nucleotide messenger RNA. NCBI's taxonomy places the organism in Eukaryota, Viridiplantae, Streptophyta, Zygnematophyceae, Desmidiales, Closteriaceae. The record is from the annotation of a GenBank genome assembly.